This is a messenger RNA of Acaromyces ingoldii, 1810 nucleotides long. RefSeq names its product P-loop containing nucleoside triphosphate hydrolase protein. Lineage: Eukaryota; Fungi; Basidiomycota; Exobasidiomycetes; Exobasidiales; Cryptobasidiaceae. The record is from RefSeq and is a predicted model, not a curated record. Gene Ontology annotation, biological process: maturation of SSU-rRNA. The coding region runs from base 38 to 1759 and encodes 573 amino acids. The transcript has a single exon. Gene Ontology annotation, molecular function: RNA helicase activity; ATP binding; nucleic acid binding.
GUGAGGAUUCGCAUCUAGAUACCGAUCAAGGCUAGGCAUGGACAUCUUCAAGUCCCUCACAACGGGCCUUGGGUCCGGCUUCGACCGGAAGCGGUUUGGUGCGGACAUGGAUCUCUUUUCACCGAGAGGCAAAGAUCGACCAGGGAGCUCAAGUGCAUCGGCCAUGUCGGACGGGAAGAAACGAAAGAGGGGCGUUGGAGGGAGCACCGAGGAGCGCUUGCCGGAGGAGCUUGACUUCUUUGGAGACCAGAAAGGGAAGGCAGGGGCAGUCGUGGAACAGGAUGAGGAUGAGGGAGGGACGGGUGAUGAAGGAGUAGAGGAGAGCGGAGAUGGGGAGGGCGAGGUAAUCAUCACAAAGGCCAAUGUGGCUUCGUACCUCCGCCACCACAAAAUCAAGCAGACUGGCACCGACGUGCCGAUGCCCCUCGUGGGCAGCGCUUGGCAGAAUCUCAAGGAGCGGUGGCGCGUGGAGGACUAUCUGAUCGACAACCUCGUCCGCUUCGGGUGGAGGCACCCGACAGCGGUCCAGCGCGGCGCGAUGCCCGUCAUGCUCGAUAAUCGCGAUGCGCUGGUUGGCGCUCCCACGGGCUCGGGCAAGACGCUCACCUAUCUGCUCCCGCUCCUACAUCACCUCGGCGCUCCUGCAAAGAAGGAAGGGUACCGUGCCGUUGUUGUGUGCCCAACCAAUGAGCUGGCCACACAGAUCCACGAGCAGCUGAGGAGGCUGGGAGAUGGACGCAAAUGGAAAAUCAACGUCCUGACCAAGCCGACGCAGGCGGAAAAGAACCAGAAGCAAGAGGCCAGCAAGAAAAAGUACGACGUGCUCAUCACAACUCCCCUGCGGCUCGUUCAUGCCAUCGAAGAGGAAGAGGUGGACCUUUCGGCGGUGCGCUACCUGGUGCUGGACGAGGCGGACCGACUCCUGGACGAGGGUUUCCUCCAACAGACCGACUCCAUCCUGGCGGCCUGCACACAUCCUCAGCUGCGCAAGGCCCUGACGAGUGCGACGCUCCCGUCUGGUAUAGAGGAGCUUGCAAAGACAUUCAUGGUCGACGAAUGCCGGAUUCUGGUAGGGAAAAAGGACGGCGCCGUCGAGACAGUCGACCAAGAGCUCAUGUACGUGGCGUCGGAGGAAGGAAAGCUGCUGGGCCUGCGCUCCCUGGUGCAGAGGGGCGAGCUCAAGCCGCCGGUCCUCAUCUUUGUUCAGUCGAUCCAGCGCGCACAGGAGCUCUUCAAGGAGCUCGUCUAUGAUGGCGUGCACGUCGACGUCAUUCAUGGCGAUCGGCCUCGGUCACAGCGCGAGGCCGUCGUGUCUGCCUUUAAAAAGGGCCAGAUCUGGGUCCUCAUUUGCACAGAGGUUCUGGCACGCGGCAUCGAUUUCAAGGGCGUCAAUCUGGUGAUCAACUACGACUUUCCUCAGAGCGUUCAGAGCUACAUUCACCGGAUCGGACGCACAGGCCGAGCGGGCCGGAAGGGAAAAGCGGUGACAUUCUUUGCGAGAGAAGAUGCAACCCACCUAAAGGCCGUGGUCAAUGUCAUGAGGCAGAGCGGGUGCGAGGUACCUGAGUGGAUGGUGAAGCUGCCAAAUGCGAGCAAGAAGGAGAAGAAGAGGCUCAAGAAGGCUGCGCCAAAGAGAGAAGCCGUCAAGGUGGCGGCCGGGAGCGUACCAAGGAAGAACGACAAGGCCAAACGGAAGGCAAUCGUCGAAGCCAGCAGCAAAAGGCGCAAGACUGAGGACGAGCAAGAAGAUUCAAAGUAGGAAUGUGUGAAUUGCAUGUAAAAGUACAGAAUCAAAUUGCAUCAUCGAGCU